This is a messenger RNA of Guillardia theta CCMP2712, 1270 nucleotides long. RefSeq names its product short-chain dehydrogenase/reductase SDR. The transcript has a single exon. Lineage: Eukaryota; Cryptophyceae; Pyrenomonadales; Geminigeraceae. The record is from RefSeq and is a predicted model, not a curated record. Bases 14 to 1270 code for a protein of 418 amino acids.
AUCAGCUCCUUGUAUGUCGCCAUGGCGCUGCUUGGCGCUUGCCAUGGUCUGUAGCGCCUGCGCCGUGCGAGCAGAGGUGAAGAGGACGCUCAGCUCUACUGCUCUCCUUCCCGCCUUCUCCUCCUCCCUCCUCCUCCCUCCUCCUCGGCUGCUCCCGCUCUCCUACGGCUCCCACCUUGCCAUCGGAUCCUCUGUCCUCGCAGCCGGACGCCUCCACGCUCCUCCUCCUCGUCCUCCUCGUCGCCUCUUCUCAAGUUUCCCUCAGAUGAGUGAGCUGGGCAAGAAAUCCACAGCCAAGCAGGUCAUCGAGCACUUCCGCUCCGACCUCACGGGCCGCACCGCCAUCGUCACCGGAGGAAACAAGGGGAUCGGCCUUGAAACAUGCAAGGCCCUCAUGAGCGCUGGUUGCCGCGUGAUCAUGGCGGCAAGGGACAAGCAGAGUGGAGAGGAAGCAGUGCAGAGGGAAAUCAAGAAUCCUGGGCUGGGAGGAUACGCGGUCGCUAACCCCAACUACGAUGUCCUUGAGCUGGACCUGUCCGACCUGUCCUCCGUGAAGAAGUUUGCGGACGAGGUGCUGGCAAGGGAGGAGAGGAUCGACUUGCUCGUCCUCAACGCAGGCGUCAUGGCGACUCCCAAGACCUACACCAAGUCGAACUUCGAGCUCCAGCUCGGGGUCAACCACUUCGGACACUUCUACCUUACCCAGCUGCUUCUCCCAAAAAUGAAGUCCCAGCAGCACCCGAGCAGGGUCGUCACCCUCUCGUCAGUUGCCCACACCAUGAUCAAGAACGUGGACCUCACGGACCUUCACUACACCCGGGGCAGGAAGUACUCCGCAUGGAACGCGUACGCACAGUCGAAGCUUGCCAACAUCCUCUUCGCCCGAGGGCUGCACGCGCGGCUGCUUCAGGAGGAAGGGAACAAGGUGACUUCGCUAGCAGUGCAUCCUGGAGUCAUCGGGACAGACCUGUGGAGGCACCAGGGAGGCUGGCUGAGGAAGUUUGUCAUGCCCCUCUUCCUCAAGGACAAGAGUAUCCCACAGGUCCUUUCCCUGAGCUCCUUCACCAGUGACCCUCCACCUCGCUCCAUGCGCUCCUCCUCCCUCUUGCACGCCUCUUCUUUCAUCCUCCCCUUUCAUCCUCCCUUUUCCGCCUCUCCCUCCCUCCUCUCCUUCGCUCUCCCCAUCCUCCCUCCCUCUGAACAUACUUCCUACCCCCCUCAUGCGUCUCCAGGGAGCUGCAACGACGCUCUUCGCCUGCUUGUCACCUGA